GCUAUUGGCGACUAUAAGAUAUUUGAUCAAAAAACACUUCGCUCCUCAGCUUCUAUUCCCAUUGUCUUCCCCUCUUCUUAUUUCCAAUCGCUCUUUGAAACCUCACUUCUUUCAAGAGACGGGAAGCGGAGGAGAGGUGGGGAUGGGGUGGUUCCCCUGCUCCGGAAAGUCCACCAAAAAGACCAAAAGGAAGGACCAGAUUGCUCCCCCCUCAGAGAAGUCAAAGCCAAAUUCUGCAUCCAAUGUGAAGAAACAGAGUUCAUUAGAUGGAAAAAGGAAAACUUUGGAUAAUGGUUCUGAGCACAUUGCUGCCCAGACCUUCACAUUUCGUGAAUUGGCUGCCGCGACCAGAAAUUUCAGAGCUGAUUACCUUUUGGGGGAGGGAGGGUUUGGUCGAGUUUAUAAAGGAAGGUUGGAGAGUGUCAACCAGAUUGUGGCUAUAAAGCAGCUUGAUCAUAAUGGAUUGCAAGGAAACAGGGAGUUCCUUGUCGAAGUUUUGAUGUUGAGUCUACUUCACCAUCCUAACCUUGUGAACUUGAUUGGCUACUGUGCUGAUGGUGAUCAACGGCUUUUGGUUUAUGAAUACAUGUCAUUAGGAUCAUUGGAAGACCAUCUUCAUGAUCUUACAUCAGACAAAAAGCAACUAGACUGGAAUACAAGGAUGAAAAUAGCUGCUGGUGCAGCUAAAGGAUUAGAAUAUUUGCAUGAUAAAGCCAAUCCUCCUGUCAUAUACCGUGAUUUAAAAUGCUCCAAUAUUUUGCUUGGAGAGGGAUUUCAUCCCAAGUUAUCUGACUUUGGGCUGGCAAAGCUUGGUCCUGUUGGUGACAACACUCAUGUUUCAACCAGGGUGAUGGGUACAUAUGGAUACUGUGCACCUGAGUAUGCAAUGACUGGACAACUAACAUUGAAAUCUGAUGUUUAUAGCUUUGGAGUUGUUCUUUUAGAGAUUAUUACCGGACGGAAAGCUAUUGACAACUCUAGAGCUGCUGGGGAGCAAAAUUUAGUUGCUUGGGCACGACCUCUGUUCAAAGACAGGAGAAAAUUUACCCAAAUGGCUGACCCAAAGCUUCAGGACCAGUACCCAGUGAGGGGCUUGUACCAAGCACUCGCUGUUGCUGCAAUGUGUGUUCAGGAGCAACCUACCUUGAGGCCCCUUAUUGCUGAUGUGGUUACUGCUCUCACUUACCUGGCUUCCCAGCAUUAUGAUCCUGAAACUGAAUCCAUUCAGAAUUCUUCUCGUUUGAUAGCACCAGGCACUCCUCCUCGAACAAGAAGAGACAAUGAGAAGAAACAAUUGGUGUAUCUCAAAAACACCAGUUCAGAUGGUCAAAGUAAACUCACCAAAUACUAGCUAAUGGUGAUUGCUCAAUAGAUUUCGAAAUCCACCAACUUAGAUGGCAUCUCUUGAUGCUAAAAUCUGCAAGGUGGUUUUAUUAUCCAGGAGGAUAGUGUCUUCUUUUUGGGUGGCUAUUUUGCACCAGGUUAUCAAAUUUUGCUUGAUGAUAACUGGUGCAGCAUGAACCAUUCAUAUUGUUCGGAGGAGUGACGUUCUUUUGUUGUGGUACAUGUGAGUUUUGGUCUCUCUAUUUACAUGUAUUUGUUAGUAUUUGAUGCUAUCAAUGUAAUCUCUUAUAUGGUUUUAGAUAGAAGAAGUGCUGUUUAUCCAAACAAUAGAUGAAGUUUUAUUACCAAGAUAUGUCAUGAAUCUGCUUCUAGAAUUUGGAAUAGACAUGGAAUCUUGGAAAUAUUGUGCUGGCAUGAAUAGAAUUAACUUUCGGGC
Molecule: messenger RNA, 1780 nt
Organism: Elaeis guineensis (African oil palm)
Lineage: Eukaryota; Viridiplantae; Streptophyta; Magnoliopsida; Arecales; Arecaceae
Product: probable serine/threonine-protein kinase PBL7
Biological process (GO): protein phosphorylation
Molecular function (GO): protein kinase activity; ATP binding
Source: RefSeq, a predicted model, not a curated record